Prorocentrum cordatum is the source of this 1437-nucleotide messenger RNA. The record is from the annotation of a GenBank genome assembly. NCBI's taxonomy places the organism in Eukaryota, Dinophyceae, Prorocentrales, Prorocentraceae.
AUGGUCGAGCUCAGGCAGUUUGUUGCCGUGAACGGGCUCUCGCUCGACGCCCCCGCGGCGGCCGACCUGGCGCUGACGAACUGCGCCAACUUCGCCUGGGCCGAGGGUCUCGACAAGGGCGCGGUCCAGCGGGUCUACGCGGCGUUCGUCUCGGAGCACCCCGACUUUUCCCGGCGCGGUGGGCUGCGCCUCCCGCGGCUGUCGCGGGCGCUGCAGGGAUGGGAGCGGCUCGACCCAGGAGUCGCACGCCCCCCGAUCCCUUGGGUGGUGACUGCUCUGAUUGCCCAGGUCAUGAUCACGACCCUCAAGCAACCAGCGGCCGCCCUGAUGGUGCUCACCAUGUUCCUGGCCUACCUGCGCCCCUCCGAGGCGGAAGGCCUUCUGGAGCAGGACCUGGUGCCGCCCACGACGUCGUCGCCUUUCUUCGCCGUGAACCUGCACCCCAGCGACCGCGGCGAGGUGAGCAAGGUCAGGCUGUCCGACGAGUCCCUCCUGCUGGACUCCACGGAGGCGCUGUGGCUCGGGGAGGCGCUCCAGAGCUUGAAGGCGGGGCUGCCCUCUCGGCCGCUCUUCGACCUGACGGUGCUGCAGCUGCGGGGCGUCUGGGCCGCCGCGCUCCGCGCCCUGGGCAUCCCCGACAGGUUCGUGCUGUGCCAGCUCCGGCACGGGGGCCCCUCCCACGACCGGCUCCGGCGGCAGCGCUCGCUGCCCGAGAUCAAGGAGCGCGGAAGGUGGGCCUCCGACAAGAGCGUCAGGCGCUACGAGGCCCACGCCCUCGUCCAGCAGCAGGAGGCCUCGCUGCCCCCCGCGCUGCUCGGGCGGGCACGGGAGGCGCCAGGCCAGCUCGAAGGGCUGGUGUUGACGUUCCUCGGGCUGCGCGGCUCAGGGAUCCCGCCCUUCGCCGAGCUCAUGUGCGGGUCCGCUCACCUCGCGGCCGCCGUCGGCGAGUGCGGGCUUGCUGCCGGGGGCUGGGGCUACAUCGACGGGGCUGCGGCCGACCUCGAGGUCCCCGCAGUGAUCGAGGGCUUCCGGCAGCGCAUCCGCCAGCGUCGACUGUGCGGCCUGCACUUCGGCCUGGAUUGCAAGACUUGGUCGAGGGCCAGAAAGAAUGACGGCCUUGGGCCGCCGCCGCUGCGUAGUGACCAUCAUAUUUUUGGCCUGCCUGCUUUCGCUCCCGCCGAUCAGAGGAAGAUAGACAGCGCAAAUGUAAUUUUCAGAAACAUCCUAAGCCUGGUCGAGGAGGCUGUCGCCGCCAACCUUUUCGUGCUGAUUGAAAAUCCUGCCUCGUCUAGGCUCUGGAUGACGCCGCAAUUGCUUGACUUGGCUAAUGCAUACAAGGCAAAGUUCCAUCGUGUGGAUUACUGCCAGUGCAACGUGCCGUGGCGGAAAGCCACGAUCUUUCUGACCUUUAACUUGCCAGAAUUAGAUGAUGUUCUG